This is a messenger RNA of Sinocyclocheilus grahami, 2199 nucleotides long. RefSeq names its product AF4/FMR2 family member 4-like. The record is from RefSeq and is a predicted model, not a curated record. Bases 426 to 1892 code for a protein of 488 amino acids. The transcript is spliced from 8 exons. NCBI's taxonomy places the organism in Eukaryota, Metazoa, Chordata, Actinopteri, Cypriniformes, Cyprinidae. Gene Ontology annotation, biological process: regulation of gene expression. Gene Ontology annotation, cellular component: super elongation complex; nucleus.
AAUAUUGAUCAAAUGUAGAAGGAUGGGUUUGUUGUUAGUGUAGACUCUGUGAAACAUUCAAGCAUUUUGUUUAGUUGGGUAUAUGUGUUGUUUUUUUCACUUGAUGGUCAAAUGGUUGCUAGGAUUUGUAGAUUUGGUACCGAUCAUCAUGCUUCAGUCCUCACCUGUAUGUUGUAGCUGUGUCUCCUCUGUUCAGCGCAGUGGUUUGUUCCUCAGACUGACUGUAACCUCCCCUCCCUGAGUCAGAUUUAUCUCAACUCCCAGGAAAUACAGCAUCGACGACUGAAGUGGGAAAGCUGCCGAUCAAGAAACCGUGCCUCGAAGUGGACGCUACUAAACGAGAGGGAGCCAUUGCUGGGAAGAACCAUCGAGUUGUCUGGAAUCUUCUCUCUCAAUCCUCUUGCAAUGGUUCAUUGGUUGAGGCCAUGGCCUCUCAGUCAGGCAACAUGAACCGUGAAGACCGGAAUAUGCUCCGUAUGAAAGAAAGGGAAAGGAGAAAUCAAGAAAUCCAGCAGGGAGGAGAGGCCUUUCCAGCUAACUCUCCCCUCUUUCCUGAACCUUAUAAAUCCUCAAAGGAAGAUAAACUCUCAAGUCGCAUCCAGAGCAUGCUGGGAAAUUACGACGAGAUGAAGGAAACCAUCGGUGAACCCCCAAUGUCCAAACUCAUUCCCAAAGCCUCCAGCUCCUCCUCGGACGAUAAAUCCGGCCAGUACGCUGACCAGCGUAGCGGAGGCGCCCAGAGUCAGAACAGUAAAUGGACUCCAGUCGGCGGCAUCUCUUCCACAUCCUGCUCGUCGACCUCAACUUCCUCCUCCUCGCAGAAGCGCUCAUCCGUGCAGGGCAGCCACGGCAGCAGUCAGCGCAGCGGCGGUCAGCGGCACGAGCGAGACUACAGCAGCAGCAGCAAGAAGUCCAGCAAGCACGGCUCCGAGCACAAAUCCCACUCCAGCCCGGCCAAGGGCCCCAUGAGCUCCGGCGGACACUCGCGCGGCCGCACCAAGUCGCCCAGGGACAGAGAAGCCAACUGGGACUCGCCCUCAAGAGUUCAUUCCUUCUCCAGUGGACAGCAUCCCAGCCAGAGCUUCCCGCCCUCGCUCAUCAAACCCAGCUCCAUGCUCCAAAAACCCACCGCCUAUGUGCGGCCCAUGGACGACCGGGAAACGGCCGAGCCUAAGACCUCCUCGGAGUCGUACGGCGGUCAAUCACACAGCAGCGCUGUGGGAGAAAUGAAGCCCAAUGGCAAGGCUUCCCUCACCAAGCUCAAGAUCCCAACGCAGCCUGUCGAUUCGUCCUUUCCACAGAUGGACAGGUUUGAGAAGGCCGUGUAUUAUCUGGAUGCUGUGGUGUCUUUCAUCGAGUGUGGAAACGCCCUGGAGAAAAGCGCCCAGGAGGCCAAAUCGCCCUUCCCCAUGUACGCAGAAACUGUGGAACUCAUCAAGUACACUAUGAAGCUGAAGAGCUACCUGGCGCCGGAUGCAACCUCUGCAGACAAAAGGCUAGCGAAUUCGUUGAGUAAUAACCAAGCUCCUUCUCCUGGAGUAGCAAAUAAAACGGCGGGAAUGCCGUCUCCGGUCUCUCCUAAACUGUCUCCUGGCAGUGCGGGCAGCUACUCCUCCAGCAGCUCCAGCCAGAGCACCAGCUCCUCCGUCACCAUCCCCCAGCGCAUCCACCAGAUGGCAGCCAGCUACGUCCAGGUCACCUCCAACUUCCUCUACGCCAUCGAGGUGUGGGAGCAGGCCGAACAGCUCGCCAAAGAGCAGAGAGAGUUCUUCUCCGACCUGGACAAGGCUAUGGGCCCGCUCAUCUUCAACACCAGCAGCAUGACUGAGCUGGUGCGAUUCACGCGGCAGGGCCUGCACUGGCUACGACUGGACGCCAAGCUCGUACAGUAGAGCGGCCCUAUCCAUAGCCCCUCUAUGCCUACGCAAAACCCUCACACACUCGAUCUGCCUCAGACAUCUCUGUGACACUGUGUUCAUUUCUACACCAGCUUGCCAAAAAUGGAAACACUCAGUGCCCCGCCCCUCCACCACAGACCCUAUGAAUAUUCAUGAGAGGGGAGGCGGCUAAUCCACACGACUGGCAGAGCGCUCAUACACUGCAUCGUCUGGCUCAUAUCAUCGGCUUAAGCUAAAAAAAAAAGCCUGCUUUCUUACUUUGACUGUCUUUUUGGUUUAUUUUCUGCUAGCUAUAAGCAAA